This is a messenger RNA of Coffea arabica (coffee), 411 nucleotides long. RefSeq lists its product as uncharacterized. NCBI's taxonomy places the organism in Eukaryota, Viridiplantae, Streptophyta, Magnoliopsida, Gentianales, Rubiaceae. The record is from RefSeq and is a predicted model, not a curated record.
AUGACGAAGAAUCUGAUAUCACUUAAUACUCUUGACAGUAAGGGUUUUAGGUUCAGCGGAGGAAGUGGAGAUUUGUGCAUCAGUAAAGAUUCAUUAGUGGUUCUCAAAGGAAUUAAGCAUGGCAUCCUGUACAUCUUACAGGGUUCAACGCUAACAGGUUCUGCCACUGCUGCUGUUGCAUCUUUUGAAGAUCGUAGGUCUAAUAUGACCAAGCUGUGGCAGAUUAGGCUUGGUCAUAUGAGCGAAAUGGGGAUGCAGAUUCUGUCUAAACGUGAUCUUCUAAAAGACCACAAGGUCACCGAUCUUGGAUUCUGUGAACAUUGUACUUUCGGUAUACCACAUCGCAGAAAGUUUGGGAAGGCAAUUCACAGGACAAAAGGCACACUUGAUUACAUCCAUUCUUACUGUUGA